Striga asiatica is the source of this 330-nucleotide messenger RNA. The record is from the annotation of a GenBank genome assembly. Lineage: Eukaryota; Viridiplantae; Streptophyta; Magnoliopsida; Lamiales; Orobanchaceae.
AUGAUGAUCCCGACGGAGCUGACGACAUUCAUGGCCCACGCGCCCACGUCAGACACCGCCGACGCCGGCGAUUUCUUCUCCCUUUCCAUUCCCGAUUCCUUAUACCUCCCUUCCUACCUCGCUCGCCACAAACCCACUCGCAAAAUUGCCUCUUUUUUUCACCGGCCGACGAUCAACAGAUCUCCCACGGACGCCGCCGGCUCGCGCUGCGCAAAAGAAAACGAGAGACAAUGGGGUUCACACACACUCGAGACGGACCGCAAAACCGGGAUUCGGGCGGCGAAUGGCGGUGCCGACGAUGAGAUAUAUAUACAGUUGAAUUCGAGUUAG